AUAUGCGACGGGUGAACCCAUAGCAGCUGUUUUAGGGACGACACCACUAACUGGCACUUCCUUCUCAACAGUACCGAAGUUGCUGCGGCGAGUCUAGUCUUUCCUGUCUCCUCCAUUACAUUGUUGUCAUGUGCAUCCUGUGCUCGAGCGAUCCUGUUGAGGACGAUGUCCGCAAGGACAACCCGGGUGCCUUCCACGUGGGCAUGAUGCAGGCUCCCGGCGCUGACCCCUUGUGUACGUCCCGACGACGACCUCUCUGUUGAAUCAGGUCUAGCUAACAUGCCUCUUGUGUGCUGGCAGGCUGCCUCGGCUCGUGCUUGUGUCCUUGCUGUGCGCAGAUCAUUAUCCGACGCAAGGCACUCAACUAUGACAUGAGCAACUACACGUGCUGUCAGGGCUACAUGGACGGCAUCGUUCCCUGCGCGCGUUCCGGCCGAUGUGGCGAAUCUAGCUGCCCCAACUGCUGCCUGUGUCUCGAGGCCUUCUGCUGCAAUGGCUGCGCCGUGUCGGCCACGCGCAUGAUGGUCAUGGACCGCUAUCGUCUGCAACCGGACAAGUGGGACAACCGCAUUAUCCGCUGCAACAACUGCAUCCAGCUGGCCAGCUGCAUCUGCAGCCUGUUGUCCAUCUGCAUCUCGGAGCUGGGUGAUCUCGCGGACAUCAUGAACUGCAUUGCGCAGUGUACGUACGCCACCACACAGGGCUGCAUGACCGCCCAGGUGAACGUCGAGCUCCGGGAGCGUGAGAAGGCCUUCGAGGUGCCGGACGAGACCAUGGAUCGCGUCUAAGCAGUUCGCCGCAACAGUCACUGCUAGCGCAUCAGUACCGAAGCCAUCGUUGACGGCGAGAAUCUUUUUUUGGAAGAAGAUUCCUUUGCACACACAUCCAUUGCGCAUAUGCUUGAUUCAAUACACUUCCCCAUUCCGGUGAUGUAUCACACCUUCAGUAUUAACUGUACCCACUUGAGCCAGGGGUUUAGGCGUCCCCGUUCAAAAGUUCACGCGUUGUGGGACACAACAUGGUCACAUCGAGAGAGGCUGUAAACAGCCUUUGAAGGUGCAAGUUGAUCAAAGGCUCUGCCAUCCUACUACAUCUUAAUUUUUUAUUAAUGUAUUAUGUUUAAACAAGAUUAUUAUUAUCAA
This is a messenger RNA of Phytophthora nicotianae INRA-310, 1142 nucleotides long. RefSeq lists its product as hypothetical. The transcript has 3 exons. The record is from RefSeq and is a predicted model, not a curated record. Lineage: Eukaryota; Oomycota; Peronosporomycetes; Peronosporales; Peronosporaceae. The coding region runs from base 372 to 788 and encodes 138 amino acids.